This is a messenger RNA of Clarias gariepinus (North African catfish), 3329 nucleotides long. RefSeq names its product hyaluronidase 2b (gene hyal2b). Gene Ontology annotation, molecular function: hyaluronoglucuronidase activity; hyalurononglucosaminidase activity. The transcript has 5 exons. NCBI's taxonomy places the organism in Eukaryota, Metazoa, Chordata, Actinopteri, Siluriformes, Clariidae. The coding region runs from base 416 to 1795 and encodes 459 amino acids. Gene Ontology annotation, biological process: hyaluronan catabolic process; carbohydrate metabolic process. The record is from RefSeq and is a predicted model, not a curated record.
GUCGUUCACGGUGAAGAGGGGCGUCACAAGCUGAGCAGCACCGAGCGACAAGCAUGGACAGUUAGCAGCUUUUAAUGAAAACAACAUAGAGGAGGGGGUAAACAAAUAAGUAAUAUUUACCACACGUUAGGUUUAGUCUAGUCGGUGUGUGUGUGAAGUGAUGGGUAGAGUGAGCUGGGAGCUGACAGCGUGUGUGAGGGAUGACUAACCCGGCGUCCUGAGCUCAAACAGAAACACUGCUAACGACUUGUGCAGCUAAGGGGGAAACCAGGACAGACUACAGACAGCAAAGCUGUAAAAGUGCUGCUUUAGCGUGACCGAGGCGCACAUUUGUGGUUUCGAAGACGACUGGAAAAUUCAGAUUCUUGUGAGCACGGGUGUUAAAUGUCAGAGAGUCAAGGGUAUAGAAGUGGGGAUGUCGCUCUCUUUCUUCCUGGGUCUGUUUUGUCUGUCGUCCCUACUAUAUGCGCAGGAGCUCAAACCCACAAGAUGGCCACUCUACUCCCAGAAGCCCCUCUUGCUGGCGUGGAACGUGCCGACGGAGGACUGCACCCCGCGGCACGGCAUCAGUUUCUCCUUUGAGCGUUUUCAGAUUGUGGCGUAUCCCACCGAAGGCUUUGUGCGUCAGAACCUCACAAUGUUCUAUAAAGAACGUUUGGGACUGUAUCCUUAUUACGAAACUGAUGCCGUGCCCGUGAACGGAGGCCUGCCCCAGCUCGCCAGCUUCGAACAGCACCUCGCAGAAGUUCCCCACGGACUUAACAAAUACAUCAGUGAACGCAAUGCUAAAGGGCUGGCUGUGUUUGACUGGGAGGAAUGGAGGCCACUCUGGAUUCGGAACUGGCAAGCCAAAGAUAUUUACCGUGAAAAAUCCAUAAGGCUCAUAGCAGAAAAGAAUCCUGGUUGGAAAGAGGACAUGGUGAAAAGAGUAGCUCAGCAGGAGUUCGAGCUGUCUGCGAAGAAGUUCAUGCUGGAGACGCUGCGUAAAGCAAAAAGCGAACGCCCCAAUCAGCUCUGGGGUUUCUACCUGUUUCCCGACUGCUAUAACCACAACUAUGGCAGUGGUCUGAAGAACUACACGGGCCGCUGCCCGGAUGAUGAGGUGCGACGCAACAACCAGCUGCAGUGGCUGUGGACCGAGAGCACAGCGCUCUUCCCCUCCAUCUACCUGGCCAGCGUGCUGAAGGACCAAGCCAUCGGCCGGCAGUUCGUCAGGAACCGCGUCAAAGAGGGCAUGAGGCUGGCAUCCGUCGGGAACGGCACCGCGCGGCCCGUCUUCGUCUACACCCGACCCACCUACAACAACGGGAUGAUGCUGCUUAGUGAGAUGGAUCUGAUCUCCACUAUAGGUGAGAGCGUGUCCCUGGGAGCUGCUGGGGUGAUCCUGUGGGGCAGCAAAUCCUACACCGGCAGUAAGACCAACUGCUACGACCUGCGCGAGUACCUCCGCGUCGGCGCCCUCGGCCGCUACCUCCUCAACGUCUCCUAUGCGGCCGAGCAGUGCAGCGCACAUCUGUGUAAAUGGCAUGGGCGAUGCCUGCGCAGGAACCCUGACACGGACACCUUUCUGCACCUGAGCACUCGCACGCACAAACUUGAGCUGCGCGAGGACCGUCUCGCCGUGAGCGGGAAGAUGGACCAGGAGGAGCUGGCGAGGCUCAGUGAUGAUUUCCAGUGCCAGUGCUAUACCGGCUACUCGGGCCCGUCGUGCUCGCAGAGAGCCUCCGGAAACAGAGCGGGUCUCAGCCUGCAGGGGGCGCUGGUGGUGAUGCUGACUCUGAUCCUUCUGCAGUGACCGGAAACAGAUGAGUUUAGUGCCGCCCCCUGCUGCACAGCACCGUGAACUGCACAGGGGUCGAUCGUCGCCACGCAGAAGCGCUUUUUCCACUAACACUGAAUCCAAGACAAAACCCACACAGACUCCAAAACAUUUUAAAGAUGAAGCUGCUAAGACGAAGCUCUGUUUGCGUUUGCACAUUUUCCGCAUCUAGGUCAGUGGACUUUGGAAACUAGUGGCGAAUCCAUAAAACACUCCAGGGAGGGACGAAUCCAGCGAUAUAACUUUCUAGCCAAUAAUCUCCAAAUCCCUCUCGCACUGAUGUCUCAGUCCAUCCAUUUCUACUUCCAGUCUGGUGCUACACCCCAACUGAUUUUGUUGGCCGAGAGCUCGGUGGAAAACCAGGGCGUCGGUUUCAGAUCAGGCCGAUGGAACAACACCGCGAGGAGAGAGGAGACGCGACGAGAAGAGAGGAGACAAGUCGUAUCAGCAGAUAGAAGACCUGCACACUAAGAAGGAGGAAAUGUGUAUUAGACCAGAGCUGGACCUUGUAUAGAAACGUGCUUGAUGAUGUAAACUAAUUAUCCGUAGCGAUCAUGAGCUGAACCUCGCGGUAUUUUAUUAUUUUUUUUGUAAUCAAUGUCCAGCUCCGGUGUAGACGCAGACAUGAAGUCUUUGAGUAUUAAAGCUCUUCAGUCUCGUGCAGACCCGUUCCUGUGCCUUUAACGCACCAUGCUCAGUGUUAUUCUCUUAAAGGCCGAAUAACUUAACACGCUGCCAACUCUGAACAAAAAUACACAACUCGCUCAGAGCCUCUGUGUGAAGCGGGGCCACUGCUGGAUGGUGUCACACGCUCACACACACACACUCAUGCACAAAGCUGGUGCCUGUGGAUAAAACUGGAAGAGUUUUGACUCCCAUUUGUUUUAUAGUAUUUUGUAAACUUUUUGUCUCUCUGUGGGUGAAGUCAUGUGUUCGUGUAAGAGUGUGUGUGUGUGUGUCUUUAAUACAAAUAGCUGAACCUCUGAAUCCAGCAUGGACCAGUCACCAACGUGACCAUGUGACCCUGAUCUCUGCACCACUUUGCCUUCCGUCACGUGCCGUGACCUUCACUGCCAGGUUCACACGCCAGGCCUGUUCACCAGUUCGUGUGUCCAAUUUUGGGGAAACACGCUGCCGUUAAUUAGCUCGGUGCUAAUCAUCUAUUGCCAUAAGUGCGUCUUAAGUUGGCGCAACAGACUGAACGCGCUGUGAACUCUGUCCCUCUUACUGCUUUAAUGCUGAAACCAAAUCGGCCUCGCCGUUUUUGAUCCACAUUGGCAAUAAAUAUGUUGUGUUUCAUUCGACCGUAGUCCUGGUCCCAGUUUGUUUAAAGCAAAAAAACAAGGAAUGUUAAUUAACUGAUUAGAUGCUCUGUUAAAUGUUCAGGUGGGAUAAACCAGGACCACAGGAUGAGAACCGCUCUGUUUUAUAUGUUGGUGCAAAUCUGAGUGAUUGAUUGUAUGUUCAUGUUUCUUAUUAUUGUAGAAUAAAUCACUGAUUCAUGAGCUGU